Brienomyrus brachyistius is the source of this 5143-nucleotide messenger RNA. RefSeq names its product neurogenic locus notch homolog protein 1-like. Gene Ontology annotation, cellular component: membrane. The coding region runs from base 324 to 3968 and encodes 1214 amino acids. The transcript is spliced from 17 exons. Lineage: Eukaryota; Metazoa; Chordata; Actinopteri; Osteoglossiformes; Mormyridae. The record is from RefSeq and is a predicted model, not a curated record. Gene Ontology annotation, molecular function: calcium ion binding; Notch binding. Gene Ontology annotation, biological process: Notch signaling pathway; multicellular organism development; cell differentiation.
GCACUGACAGCAGCGCGUAAAAGCGACGCUCAUCUGCAAAAGGAGCGGAAGAGUAGGAGCCUAAAUUAGCGGCGGCGAGGUGAAGCUGCGAAGUUCCGAUGCGCGCAUCUGCCCAGGCGGCGCUCCGGGAGGGGGCAUAUUCAAAUCGGAAAAUAAAACAAUAGAGACUACGUAGCAGUGAAAUACAGCAAGAUCUGCCGUCUGACAUUUUUUUCUUCAUCAGUACUUCUUUUUUUUAAGUCGACAAAUUACUCAAGCGAACUGGCUGAUCAUCCCGUGUGAUCCGCAAGGCGCGGGUGACCUUAUGUGGAUCUGCUCAAAAUAUGAGCCAUCACUCCGUUAUCUUCUGGGGAAAAGUUUUGAUCUCCAUCGCCUGCUGCUUUCCACUCUCUGCGGCCGUGCAGUGUCUGGGAGACAGGGAGCCAUGCGAGAACGAUGCUACCUGCAUACGCAACAACAACGGCACAGGAUACUGCAGUUGUCUGGCUGGCUUCCGGGGUGACUACUGCCAACACAGGGACUCCUGUCACCCGGGCAACUGCCGCAAUGGGGGCAAUUCCACCGGGAAUCCAGGUCUGUCGAGCAUUGAAAACGACGGCUGCAAGGCCAAGCCCUGCCAGAAUAACGGGGUGUGUAGCACUGACCACACUGGCAAGUUCUUCUGCGAAUGCUCAAAAUCAUCAGGCUACACCGGUGACACAUGCAGUGAGGACAUCAACGAGUGCACUCUCGGCCCGAACCCCUGUGAGCGCGAUGGCCGCUGUGUAAACACUGAAGGCUCCUUCACCUGCAACUGCACCGCGGGCUACGGGGGCCAGCGCUGCGACGAGGACCUGUAUCAGUGCGUCUCUUUACCUUGCUUUAAUGGCGCCACCUGCAUGGACCAGAUGGGCAGCUUCAAAUGCAUCUGCAUGCCAGGGUUCACGGGCGUGCACUGCGAGCAGGAUGUCAGAAGCCAGGACCAGGACAACAGCAGCAGCUGCCCCCCAGAGGGGUCCUGCCAGGACAUGGAUGACCCCUGUUCAUCUAACCCCUGCCACAAUGGGGGCAUCUGCUCCAGGAACUCCAGCGCAACGCACGGCUUCACCUGCAUAUGCAAACCCGGUUCCUUGGUCCCCGACUGUGCCCAGGUGGAUGGUACCAUGUCUCCGGGUAGCGAAAUCAAUGGCCACAUGCUAGAACAACAGUCCUGGCAUGACUGCCCCGCCAAGUUGCGUUGCUGGGAGCUGUUUAGCAAUAAAAAAUGCGACCACGAAUGCAACACAGCCGCAUGCCUGUUCGACAACUUUGAUUGCAAGCCUAAGAACCCCUGCAGGUACAGCAAGUACUGCACCGAUCACUAUGGCAAUGGCUUCUGCGACAAUGGCUGCAACACAGAGGAUUGUGGGUGGGACGGCCUGGACUGCGCUGAUGGCAGCGGGCCGCGGCUGGCCGGCGGCACCCUGGUGCUGGUGCUACAGGCGCCACCAGAGGUGCUGCGGCUGCGUUUGCCGGGUCUCCUGCGAGAGCUGGGCAUGACCCUGCACACCAACCUGCGCGUGCAUCGCGACGCCAAUGGGGACGACAUGCUGCUGCCGGACUAUGGCCCUGGAGCUCAGGGGAAGGGUUCCAAGGUGUUCCUGGAGAUCGAUAACCGCCAGUGUGCUGCCCAGGCCAACAGCAGAUGUUUUUCCACCGCCGAGCAGGCUGCCGCAUUCCUGACCGCGGUCCACUGGGAGACACCACUGGACUUACCGCUGGUGUCCAUCAGGAGCGAGCAGGAGGAGAAGAAACCGCCCGAUCAGACCAAUAUGCUGUACCUGAUUGCCUUGGUAGUGGGACCGGUCCUGUUCAUCCUGGUGGUGCUUGUUGCCAAGCGGAAGCGUAAACUCACCACUCUGUGGCUCCCUGAGGGCUUCCUGAUCAACAGCCAACGGCGCCGGGAGCCUGUGGGCCAGGACAACAUGGACCUGGAAGAUAUGAAGCCCGGAGAGUACAGCCCAGUGAAUUCAGACCUGAACCAGCGAUGGCUCCAUGGGGAAACACGGGCCAAAAAGAUAAAGGUGGAGGACGUCUCCCUGCUGCCGGCUGACGAGGCCAUGCCGGGGCCUGACCUCCGAGAAUGGGCCCCCCAGCACCACAGGGCUGCUGACCUCACACUCACACCCCCCCAGGCUGAGAUGGACAGCCUGGACGUGAAUAUCCGAGGCCCAGAUGGUCUCACGCCAUUGAUGCUGGCCUCGGUGUGCCAUGGGGGGAUGGUGGACAGUGAGAACCUGCCGGAGGAGGCCGAGGGGGAGGAGGAGGACUCGGAGCAGGAGGCGAGGCCCAACAUCAUCACGGACUUGGUGGCCCUGGGUGCCACACUGCAGGCGCAGACAGACGGCAUGGGGGAGACGGCGCUGCACCUGGCCGCACGCUACGCCCGCUCCGACGCCACCAAGCGGCUGCUGGAUGCCGGGGCGGAUGCCAAUGCUCAGGACCGCAUGGGCCGCACGCCGCUGCAUGCCGCCGUGGCUGCUGACGCGCAGGGCGUCUUCCAGAUCCUGAUUCGGAACCGGGCUACGGACCUGAACGCACGCAUGGAUGAUGGCACCACACCCCUUAUCCUGGCGGCACGACUGGCCGUGGAGGGCAUGGUGGAACAACUGGCGCACUGCCACGCUGACGUCAAUGCCGUGGACGUCCAUGGCAAGUCAGCCCUCCACUGGGCAGCGGCAGUGAACAACGUGGAGGCCGUCCUGAUUCUGGUGAAAAAUGGUGCCAAUCGAGACCUGCAGGACCUGAAGGAGGAGACCCCCUUGUUCCUGGCGGCUCGGGAGGGCAGCUUCGAUGCGGCCCGUGUGCUGUUGGACCACUGCUGCAGCAGGGACAUCACGGACCACCUGGAUCAGCUUCCCCGCGACGUGGCUUGUGAGCGCAUGCACCACGACAUCGUGCAGCUGCUUGACCACUACAACCUGGCCCCAGGUGCCGACCGGCCCUUGGGACGCGGCUUGGCUCCUGCCCCAGCGGUCUCUGGUGGCGGCGCGCAGGGCAAGAAGGGCAGGCGGGUCGGCAACAGCAGAACGGCGGGGGAGGAGAUGAAGACCAAGCACAGAAAGAAGCCAUGUUCGGGGGCAGGAGUAUCCCUAGGGGUGGCAAGAAGAGCAGGAGCUAAUUGCCCCACAGUGGCAGAGAGGGCAAAUGGGGGGAGCUCCCCUGUUAAUUGCCUGGAGUCUCCACACACUGUGACCAGGGUCACAGCCGCCUCUCCGUUGUUGGUGACCACGCCCCCUGUGCACAUGCCCCUCCUACCUCCUGUCACUCACAUGCUGGGGCAGCAGCAGCAGGCUUGGAAAGAGCAGACCAAGCCCAACUUCCGGCCACACAUGUGCAGGCUGCUCGAGGGUCAGUUUGAUACUCCCUGUCCAGAGCAGUACUCUGUGGACGUCCCUCUGGCCCGUGAGCCACUGCUGCCAGUCUUGGCCUUUCAGUUGCCUCGGGGGAGCACCGGCAGUCUGCUCGAUCAGGGGCAUGCCGAGGCUUUGUCCCGCCCCCAGCAGGGAGCUCCCCGUGCCUGUUUUGCACAGGGUCAGACAUUUCCACAGUCUGUCAUGAUGGGAGUACCUCAGCCUCUCCCGCACCCCCUCCCCUAUGGCCACAGCCCUGGGGAGGCACCGGCCCCUCGACUCCAACACGAGAGCCCCGUGGACAAGUACCCCACUCCUCCCUCUCAGCGGAGCUACGCCACAACUGGCCUGGAGGGGUCCACACCCGCCCCACAUCCCCCCCAUCCGACCAAGCACCCUUAUCUCACACCCUCUCCAGAAUCCCCUGACCCUUGGUCCUCCUCUUCCUCGCCCUCUCCUCACUCGACUUCUGACUGGUCUGAUGUCACCAGCAGCCCCGUUCCUCGCCACGCCAACGCCCCACGGGGUGGCCCCCUGCCAACCCGGCAGCCACACCCCCAGGAAUAUUCCUGCAGCAGCAUGCAGGGACACCCUUAGACAAACCGUUUCCUCUCAUCCCCCCUCUACCUCCAUCUGCAUUCCAGCCACAUUCCCCACAAGCCCUAAUCUCCCCCCCCCCCAUUAACCACUUUGCCUUGUUGUUACGUUCCUUGCUUCCUGCUGUCUCUCCUUUCUCCCUCCUUUCUGUGUGUCAGGUCAUAAUAUACACAAGUAUUGAAGUGUCCAUGCACCAUAAGCCGUGCUUCGGUAUUGCUCAGUUCCACAAGCUACAUAACCACUAAAUAAAGCACUAAAUGGGCUCAUUGCUUUAAAAAUGUCCAAGUAUCAAUGUAAUUUCUGACCGGCACCUGAUAGUUGAGGCCUAGUUUUAAUGAAGAGCUAUGGGUUUUCUUUAAUGAUCAUCCCUUACCUGCAGAGUAAAUAAAAGAGAAAGCUGAAAUGAUUAAGAAAAAUAUGUUUGCUCCAAGAUGAACAAGAGACCUUUCCACUGAGUGGACCAUCAACGUUAUGAAAAUAGAAAAGUCAUAUGACAAAGGCAGUUUGGACCCUAAUACGGUGUGCUUGGUAGUCUUUUUGGAAACAUAGUUGUGAAUGUUAAUUUUAGAAUUUAACUGAAUGUCAGUAUUAUUGGGUUUGAGGUUGCUGUCAUGAGAUUUAAAAAUAUAUUUUUGCAUUGCAUAUUUUAACUUUGCAUUGGUACUGUUUUGUAUUUUGUGGAUCUGUAAAUAUUAGGCGGUGUAUUUCCUAUAAAAUUGCUGAGCCAGUUGUAAAUAUGCCCUCCAGUUUGUAAGUACUAGUGAUGGCCAAAAGAAGCAUCGUGAACCAUCUGCUGUAUUUUCUUACUCCACUAGAUGGUGCUCUUGGCUUUCUUUAGAACAUGCUUUGAGACCUUUUUUGAACAGACACCUCUGUCUAGUGGGGUCAAGUGGCUCAUGAAGUUUCAUUUGGCCAGUAAGUACUAAAUUUACUUCUGAAUGAAACUGUGACAUUGUGAUAUGGGUGAGUGGGUGGCACUGGAGAUAGGAUACACUUUUUAACUGCAGUUAUAUAGACUGUAUAUACUAAUAUUGCCCUGUUUCUUUGCCUAAUGGACUAUAUUGUCUAAAAUUCAUUUCAGCAAAAAAAAAAAAAAAGUAAAAUAAAGAACAGUCACCUUUGACUGCAUAUAGAGCACCUAAAUAUGAAUAAACAUUUCAUUGUUUUCAAACUGU